UCCUCCUAGCGACCGGAGGCGCCCUGCCCUGAGCCUUCGCCCCUCCUCCGGCCGCCAUCAGGUGAGGCCGGCCCCGGAGCCUGCUGGUGGCCGGGAGAAGCACCUGUGGUGCCUGCCCGCCGUACGCCGCCAGGGUUGACCUGACAACCAUUUCAUCCUGCAAGAAUCACUUAGACAGAUCUGCGCAGACUUCCUCGUAAGCGGCAACAUGUCUGAGAUUGACUAUGAGAAGUUAGCUGAAAUAGAGUUACAAAAAGAUGAAGCAGAAGAUGCACAGUCAGGACAGGAAAAAACAUUUGUGUCUCCACCAUUUGAGGAUACUGAGCUAAAUAUCAAUCACCCCUACUAUGAUAUCACAAGACACGGCAUCAUCCAAUUAGCAGGUGAUGACAAUUCUGGAAGGAAGGUUAUCUUUAGUUGCUGCCGUAUGCCCCCUUCCCAGCAGCUCAAUCACACCAGAUUGCUGGAGUACUUGAAGUAUACUCUGGACCAGUGUGUAGAGAAUGAUUACACAGUUGUCUACUUUCACUAUGACUUGAAGAGUCUGAAUAAACCAUCUCUGAAAUGGUUACAAACUGCCUACAAAGAAUUUGACAGGAAGUAUAAGAAAAACCUUAAAGCACUGUAUGUUGUACAUCCAACCAACUUCAUAAAAAUUCUGUGGAAUAUUUUUAAACCUCUUAUAAGCCAUAAGUUUGGAAAAAAAAUCACCUACUUGAACUAUUUAAGUGGCCUGAGAGAACAUCUCAAAUAUGACCAGCUUAAUAUUCCUCAAGAAGUCAUCCAACAUGAUGAAAAUCUUUGGGGGAAACAGAAGGGAAAACUGCCACCUGUUGUUAAAAUUCCUCCACCAAGACCACCUCUACCUACCCAGCAAUUUGGAGUCAGCCUACAAUACCUGAUCUCCAGUGGCAGUUUCCAUAGUCCGUCACAGAGCACAGCUGCUCAUCACACCAUUCUGACCAUUCUGAACAGAAGAAAAAUGCAUAUUACUGAAACUGUAUCCUACCUAAAAAGAAAAGGACUACAAGUAGAGGGCCUCUUCAGGUCAGCCAGCAUCCAUACUAUCAAAGAUGUUCAGAAACUCUACAAUCAGGGCAAGUCUGUGAAUUUCGAUGACUAUCAUGAUAUCCAUAUUCCUGCUGUUAUCCUAAAGACUUUCCUUAGGGAACUCCCUCAGCCAUUACUAACCUUUGAAUGUUAUGAUCCUAUCCUUGGAAUCACCAGUGUGGAGAGCAGUUUACGAGUAACCAGAUGUAAACAGAUUAUUCAUGGACUUCCUGAACAUAAUUAUAUUGUUCUGAAGUAUCUGAUAUGCUUUCUCCAUAUGGUUUCACGGGAGAGCAUAUAUAACAGAAUGACAGAAUCCAGCCUGGCCUGUGUCUUUGGCUUGCAUUUGAUCUGGCCGUCUAAAGGAACAGCCUCGCUGAGUGCUCUGGUACCUCUGAAUCUCUUCACUGAACUACUGAUAGAUUUCUACAUGAAUAUAUUCAACUCCCGAACAGUGCCUGGUGAGAUCUUACCUUAAUGCUCCCAGAAAGAGAAAUGAGGUUAGGCUGCCUAAGGAAAAUGUCUCCAUGCCUCAACUGGCAGGACCUUUAUAUUCAGUUCCCUCUCCUGUAAAAAAAA
Molecule: messenger RNA, 1629 nt
Organism: Oxyura jamaicensis (ruddy duck)
Lineage: Eukaryota; Metazoa; Chordata; Aves; Anseriformes; Anatidae
Gene: ARHGAP8
Product: Rho GTPase activating protein 8
Exons: 15
Coding region: 209-1528 (439 amino acids)
Biological process (GO): small GTPase-mediated signal transduction; negative regulation of endocytic recycling
Cellular component (GO): cytoplasm
Molecular function (GO): GTPase activator activity
Source: RefSeq, a predicted model, not a curated record